Messenger RNA from Haliotis rubra (blacklip abalone), 1521 nucleotides. Its product is annotated as GATA zinc finger domain-containing protein 14-like. The record is from RefSeq and is a predicted model, not a curated record. NCBI's taxonomy places the organism in Eukaryota, Metazoa, Mollusca, Gastropoda, Lepetellida, Haliotidae. Bases 1 to 1521 code for a protein of 506 amino acids. The transcript is spliced from 7 exons.
AUGGAAAGGAAUUCCUGCAAGGAUGUCGACAUCAAGCUGUUUGACAACGAGGGCAUCAUGUCGGAAAGAAUCGUCUUCUCUGGUCAACGUGCAGUGGACUUCUUCAACUACUCCCAGUGGAGUAACACCAUCGGCUUGUCACGCUCGGGAGAGAUCUUCGUCAACAACUGGUUCCAGACCAUGGUGUUGAAUGCCACAUCCGGUAGUGAGAAGGUUGUCUUCUAUAAAAGCAAGAAGCCGUUGAUACAAGUCCUCAGGACGUUCCUCUGUCUGAAGUGGGGAAGUGUGCUGCGUCGCGUCCCUGACCUUACCAACAACAACUACAAUCACAACAACUACCAUAACAACCACCACCCCAACACCUACAACCACAACAACUACAACGCCAACAACAACUACAACGCCAACAACAACUACAACGCCAACAACAACUACCACUCCAACAACGACAUUGCCACCGUCCCUGACCUUACCAACAACAACUACAAUCACAACAACUACCAUAACAACCACCACCCCAACACCUACAACCACAACAACAACAACUACAACAACAACAACUACAACGCCAACAACAACUACCACUCCAACAACGACAUUGCCACCCCCAACAACAACCACCCAAUCAACAACCACAACCCCGACAACAACCACCCAAUCAACAACCACAACCCCGACAACAACCACCCAAUCAACAACUACAGCCCCAACUACAACCACCCAAUCAACAACCAGAGCCCCAACAACAACCACCCAAUCAACAACCACAGCCCCAACAACCACCACCCAAUCAACAACUACUGCCCCAACAACAACCACCCAAUCAACAACUACAGCCCCAACAACAACCACCCAAUCAACAACUACAACCCCAACAACAACCACCCAAUCAACAACUACAGCCCCAACAACAACCACCCAAUCAACAACUACAGCCCCAACAACAACUACACAAUCAACAACUACAGCCCCAACAACAACAACCCACCCCACAACAACCACCCAAUCAACAACUACAGCCCCAACAACAACCACCCAAUCAACAACUACAGCCCCAACAACAACCACCCAAUCAACAACUACAACCCAGACAACAACCACCCAAUCAACAACUACAGCCCCAACAACAACCACCCAAUCAACAACUACAGCCCCAACAACAACUACACAAUCAACAACUACAGCCCCAACAACAACCACCCAGUCAACAACUACAGCCCCAACAACAACCACCCAAUCAACAACUACAGCCCCAACAACAACCACCCAAUCAACAACUACAGUCACAACAACAACCACCCAAUCAACAACUACAGCCCCAACAACAACCACCCAAUCAACAACUACAGCCCCAACAACAACCACCCAAUCAACAACUACAGCCCCAACAACAACCACCCAAUCAACAACUACAGCCCCAACAACAAGCACCCAAACAACAUCUACAACACCAACAUCUACAACCCAAGCAACAACUACAACACCAACAACUACAACAACAACUACAACUUUGCAACGUAA